Molecule: messenger RNA, 1158 nt
Organism: Mesorhabditis spiculigera
Lineage: Eukaryota; Metazoa; Nematoda; Chromadorea; Rhabditida; Rhabditidae
Source: the annotation of a GenBank genome assembly
AUGACGUCCGGAAGCCAAGCAGACUUCGCACCACCGCAAAAUCGCUACGACCUUGCUGCGCGCGGCUUCGCGCUGAGAAUCGAUCUCGAGAAGCAUAACGCCUGGAAAUCGAAGCAGCCUCCGAGGACACACGAAAAGGAACUUCUACAUAUUACCGGCAACCCACUGCCAACGGCCUAUGGAGCGGCGUACAGGAUUAUCGAAGAGUUGAGCAGCCCCUACUAUCUGUCGGAGGACAACAAAGAGCCGAAAUACAACCCGUCCGGGGAUCACAUUCAAAUCUUGUGCGAACGAUUGGGUGAUAUGGUGAAGCGAGAGAAGCACGUGGCGAGGCCGGAAGGGCGGACGAUUGUCGUCGGAGACCUUCAUGGAAAUUUCAACGACCUUUGGCGCAUCAUCCAUGCUUGGCUGUCGGAUGUGGUUGACGGAGGGCCCGGCCAAAACAUCAUGUUCCUCGGAGACAUCGUCGAUCGCGGCCCCCGUCAACUUGAAUGCUUGCUGCUGAUUAUGGCGUACAAAAUGCACUACCCCUACCAGGUGUUCAUCGUCCGUGGCAACCACGAAGAGGACCAAGUUUGCUACGAUUUUCAAGAACAUAUGGUUGCACGCGGUUUCUUCGAAAAGCUUCCGGUUAUUGGGCUAAUUGACGACCGGAUUCUGUGCAUGCACGGCAUGCUCACACCCGAGCUGACGCGAGGCGUUCUGAAAACUGGCUGGGAAAUGGAGCAGACGCUAUACGCUGGGAUGGCCAGGCUAUUGCGCUGGAACGAUCCGUCAGAAGAUGUUGAACAUGUCGAGCCCAAUGCGACGCGAAACUUCGGCCAGCUAUUGGGCCCUCACGCUAUCGAAGGCGCGAUUGAACGUCUUCACGUCGACUUCGUCAUCCGUGGUCACCAGGCGAUGACGAACGGCGUGCGCCGAUUUGCCAACCUCCCGUUGGCUACCGUCUUCUCGUCUUCGUACUACCUAAACACGCAGAAUUUCGGCGCCGUUCUCUUCGUCAAUCCUGUGAAAAACGAGAUCGUGCCGAUCUUCAUCGUGAACCACAAGGACAGCAUCAAGACGCAAGAGGAAUUCGACGAGAAGCUGCGUGAGGGCUGGAAAGUCGAUGAUUAUGCGGUCAUCCCCGACGACAUCACGGUGAAGGGAGAGAAGAAG